This is a messenger RNA of Pipistrellus kuhlii (Kuhl's pipistrelle), 2829 nucleotides long. It is a transcript of the gene EGR1, whose product is annotated as early growth response 1. The coding region runs from base 272 to 1921 and encodes 549 amino acids. Gene Ontology annotation, molecular function: DNA-binding transcription factor activity, RNA polymerase II-specific; RNA polymerase II cis-regulatory region sequence-specific DNA binding. The transcript has 2 exons. NCBI's taxonomy places the organism in Eukaryota, Metazoa, Chordata, Mammalia, Chiroptera, Vespertilionidae. Gene Ontology annotation, biological process: regulation of transcription by RNA polymerase II. The record is from RefSeq and is a predicted model, not a curated record.
AGAGAUCCCAGCGCGCACAACUAGGGGAGCCGCCGCCGCCAGCGACCGCCGCCGCCCGCUUCCGCCGCCAGGACCGGCCCCGCAGCCACGCCGCGCACACCCCGGCCGGCGGCGAGGGCAAGCCCGGGGACUCCGCCCGCGCUCCCCACACUGUGCCCCGAGCCCCGCAUGUGACCCGGCCAGGUUGCCGGGAGUGUGCCCCCCGCCUCUCCAGCCCCGCGCUGCCCCGUCCGCCCCAGCAGCCGCGCUCCAGCCCGCCCGCCCGACUGGGAUGGCCGCAGCCAAGGCCGAGAUGCAGCUGAUGUCCCCGCUGCAGAUCUCGGACCCGUUCGGCUCCUUUCCCCACUCGCCCGCCAUGGACAACUACCCAAAGCUGGAGGAGAUGAUGAUGCUGAGCAACGGGGCUCCCCAGUUCCUCGGAGCCGCCGGGGCGCCCGAGGGCAGCGGUGGCAACAGCGGCGGCAGCAGCAGCAGCAGCGGCGGAGGCGGCGGGGGCAGCAGCAGCAGCAGCAGCAACAGCAGCAGCGCUUUCAACCCGCAAGGAGAGGCGGGCGACCAGCCCUACGAGCACUUGACCCCAGAGUCUUUUCCUGACAUGUCCCUGAAUAACGAGAAGGUUCUGGUGGAGACAAGUUAUUCCAGCCACACCACCCGGCUGCCCCCCAUCACCUACACGGGCCGCUUCUCCCUGGAGCCUGCACCCAACAGUGGCAACACCUUGUGGCCCGAGCCCCUCUUCAGCCUGGUUAGCGGCCUCGUGAGCAUGAGCAACCCACCGGCCACCUCCUCCUCGGCACCAUCUCCGGCAGCCUCUUCCUCCUCCUCCUCCUCCUCGGCCUCCCAGAGCCCACCCCUGAGCUGCGCGGUGCAGUCCAACGACAGCAGCCCCAUUUACUCGGCCGCACCCACCUACCCCACAGGACCGAACACUGACAUCUUCCCUGAGCCUCAAGGCCAGGCCUUUCCAGGCCCGGCAGGCACUGCGCUCCAGUACCCGCCGCCGCCUGCCUACCCUGCCGCCAAGGGCAGCUUCCAGGUCCCCAUGAUUCCAGACUAUCUGUUUCCACAACAGCAGGGGGACCUGGGCCUGGGCACCCCAGACCAGAAGCCCUUCCAGGGCCUGGAGGGCCGUCCUCAGCAGCCUUCCCUCACUCCCCUCUCCACCAUCAAGGCCUUUGCCACCCAGUCGGGCUCUCAGGACCUCAAGGCCCUCAACACCUCUUACCAGUCCCAGCUCAUCAAACCCAGCCGCAUGCGCAAGUACCCCAACCGGCCCAGCAAGACGCCCCCCCACGAGCGCCCCUACGCCUGUCCGGUGGAGUCCUGCGACCGCCGCUUCUCCCGCUCCGAUGAGCUCACCCGCCACAUUCGCAUCCACACCGGCCAGAAGCCCUUCCAGUGCCGCAUCUGCAUGCGCAACUUCAGCCGCAGCGACCACCUCACCACGCACAUCCGCACCCACACAGGCGAGAAGCCCUUCGCCUGUGACAUCUGUGGGAGAAAGUUCGCCAGGAGCGAUGAGCGCAAGAGGCAUACCAAGAUCCACCUGCGGCAGAAGGACAAGAAAGCAGACAAAGGGGUGGCCUCCUCGGCCACCCCCUCCCUCUCUUCCUAUUCAUCACCGGCGGCUACCUCCUAUACCUCCCCGGUCACUACCUCUUACCCGUCCCCGGCCACCACCUCCUACCCAUCCCCCGUGCCCACCUCCUACUCCUCCCCUGGCUCUUCCACCUACCCCUCCCCUGUGCACAGCGGUUUCCCCUCGCCCUCCGUGGCCACCACGUACUCCUCUGUCCCCCCUGCUUUCGCGGCCCAAGUCAGCAGCUUCCCGUCCUCGGCAGUCACCAACUCCUUCAGCACCUCCACAGGGCUUUCGGACAUGACAACCACCUUUUCUCCCAGGACAAUUGAAAUUUGCUAAAGGAAAAGGGAAAAAAAGGGAAAAGGGAGGAAAAGAAACACAAGAGACUUAAAGGACAGGAGUAGGAGAUACGUCAGAUGGAGGUUCUCAGAGCCAAUCCUUCUCUAACUUGACCCCCUGGGGUCAGCGUGGAAAUUCUGUUGGCCAACAAUCCUUUCUGCCCUCACCCCCUUCCUCAUCAACUCCCUUUGACUUCAGCUGCCUGAAAACAGCCAUGUCCAAGUUCUUCACCUCUAUCCAAAGAACUUGAUUUGCAUGGAUUUUGGAUAUAUCAUUUCAGUAUCAUCUCCGCCAUAGGCCUGACCCCCCGUCCCUCCAAUGCUAGAAAAUCAAGUUGGCAAAAUGGGGUUCGGGCCCCUCAGAGCCCAGCCCUGUACCCUUGUACAGUGUCUGUGCUAUGGAUUUUGUUUUUCUUGGGGUACUCUUGAUGUGAAGAUAAUUUGCAUAUUCUAUUGUAUUAUUUGGAGCUGGGCCUCACUUGGGGGGUGGGGGGGGAGAAAAACCAAGCAAACCAACAAUGGUGAUCCUUUAUUUUGUGAUGAUGCUGUGAUGAUUAAGUUUGAAGCUUUUUUUGAAACAGCAGUCCUUGGUAUUAAUCAGAGCAUGUGUCAGAGUGAUGUUCCGUUAACCUUUUUGUAAAUAUUGCCUGACUGUACUCUCACAUGUGGCAAAAUAUGGUUUGGUUUUUCUUUUUUUUUUGAAAGUGGUUUUCUUCGUCCCUUCGGUUUAAAAGUUUCACGUCUUGGUGCCUUUUGUGUGAUACGCCUUGCUGACAGUUUGACCUGUGCCAGUUUAAGGGACGCGCUCACCUCUAGCCUUAAGGGGGGCAGGGAGUGAUGAUUGGGGGAAAGCUUUGGAAGCAAAACAAGGAAGAGGGCUGAGCUGAGCUUCGGUUCUCCAGAAUGUAA